GCCGGACUGCGGGCGCCUCCCGCUCCAGAGAAGCGGCCGGACUCACGCUCUCCCCCUCCCCGCGGCCCAAACCCCGGAGGCCGGGUCAGGCCCGCGGGGGCCACGACGCCGGCGUCGACGGCGGCUGCGACGGCCUCUGGGAGCGCGUGAGGCUCUGGGGUCGCUGCGGCGAUUGGCCGGCCGCGGCGCCCGCUCCCAUAAUGCAGCGCAUGGCGCGUCAUUGAAGAGAGACCAUGAUGGCGGCGGCGCUUGGGCCCCCAGAAGUGAUCGCUCAGCUGGAGAACGCGGCCAAAGUUCUGAUGGCACCACCUUCCAUGGUUAAUAAUGAACAACGCCAGCAUGCAGAACACAUAUUCUUAUCAUUUAGGAAAUCAAAAUCACCAUUUGCAGUUUGCAAGCAUAUUUUGGAAACAAGUAAAGUGGACUAUGUCCUCUUUCAAGCUGCCACAGCCAUAAUGGAAGCAGUUGUCCGAGAGUGGAUUCUCUUGGAAAAAGGUAGCAUCGAGUCACUGCGAACAUUCCUUUUAACCUAUGUCUUACAAAGGCCUAACCUCCAAAAGUAUGUUCGGGAACAGAUUCUAUUAGCAGUAGCAGUAAUUGUAAAACGAGGAUCCUUAGAUAAAUCAAUUGACUGCAAAAGCAUUUUUCAUGAAGUCAGCCAGUUGAUAAGUAGUGGCAAUCCCACUGUGCAAACUCUGGCCUGUUCCAUUCUAACUGCACUAUUGAGUGAAUUCUCAAGUUCAAGUAAAACUAGCAACAUUGGACUCAGUAUGGAAUUCCAUGGUAACUGCAAAAGAGUUUUUCAGGAAGAAGACCUUCGUCAAAUCUUCAUGUUAACGGUUGAAGUUCUUCAGGAGUUCAGCAGGCGGGAAAACCUCAAUGCUCAGAUGUCUUCGGUAUUUCAGCGUUACCUUGCACUCGCCAAUCAAGUCUUGAGCUGGAACUUUCUUCCUCCAAAUUUGGGCAGACAUUAUAUAGCUAUGUUUGAAUCCUCACAAAAUGUGCUGUUAAAGCCAACAGAGUCCUGGCGGGAGACUCUUCUGGAUAGCAGAGUUAUGGAGCUGUUCUUCACAGUACAUCGAAAAAUCAGAGAAGAUUCAGAUAUGGCACAAGAUUCUCUUCAGUGCCUUGCCCAGUUAGCUUCUCUUCAUGGACCCAUCUUCCCCGAUGAAGGAUCACAAGUUGAUUAUCUAGCACACUUCAUUGAGGGAUUACUGAAUACUAUCAAUGGAAUUGAAAUAGAAGAUUCUGAAGCUGUGGGAAUCUCCAGCAUUAUCAGCAACCUGAUAACUGUGUUCCCUCGAAAUGUUUUAACUGCCAUUCCAAAUGAACUUUUCUCGUCCUUUGUUAACUGCCUCACACACCUCACUUGUUCUUUUGGGCGAAGUGCUGCAUUGGAAGAAGUGCUUGAUAAAGAUGACAUGGUAUACAUGGAAGCAUAUGACAAAUUGCUAGAAUCCUGGCUAACUUUGGUUCAAGACGACAAACAUUUCCAUAAAGGCUUUUUUACCCAACACGCAGUUCAAGUUUUCAAUUCCUAUAUUCAGUGCCACCUCGCUGCUCCAGAUGGCACGAGAAAUUUGACUGCCAAUGGUGUGGCCUCUCGUGAGGAAGAAGAAAUAAGUGAACUUCAAGAGGAUGACCGAGACCAGUUUUCAGAUCAACUAGCCAGUGUAGGAAUGCUAGGAAGAAUUGCUGCAGAACACUGUAUACCUCUUCUGACAAGUUUAUUAGAAGAAAGAGUAACAAGGCUCCAUGGUCAGUUACAGCGACAUCAGCAGCAAUUACUUGCUUCACCUGGUUCAAGCACUAUUGACAACAAAAUGCUUGAUGAUCUGUAUGAAGAUAUUCACUGGCUUAUUUUAGUUACAGGCUACCUCUUAGCUGAUGAUACUCAGGGAGAGACUCCGCUAAUACCUCCAGAAAUAAUGGAAUAUUCCAUUAAGCAUUCAUCUGAAGUUGACAUUAAUACAACACUUCAAAUUUUGGGAUCUCCAGGAGAAAAGGCUUCUUCCAUCCCAGGGUACAACAGAACAGAUUCUGUGAUUAGGUUGUUAUCUGCUGUUCUAAGAGUUUCAGAAGUUGAAUCUCGAGCAAUAAGAGCAGAUCUCACUCAUCUACUAAGCCCUCAAAUGGGCAAAGAUAUUGUUUGGUUUCUAAAACGCUGGGCAAAGACUUAUCUCCUGGUGGAUGAGAAACUAUAUGAUCAGAUAAGUCUGCCAUUCAGUACAGCAUUUGGAGCAGAUACAGAAGGUUCUCAGUGGAUUAUUGGCUACCUCUUACAAAAGGUCAUCAGUAACCUCUCAGUGUGGAGUAGUGAGCAGGACCUUGCAAAUGACACUGUGCAGCUCCUUGUCACUUUGGUGGAAAGAAGAGAAAGGGCAAACUUAGUUAUUCAGUGUGAAAACUGGUGGAACUUAGCUAAGCAGUUUGCAAGCCGAAGCCCACCUCUGAAUUUCUUGUCAAGUCCUGUGCAGAGGACACUGAUGAAGGCUCUUGUCUUAGGAGGUUUUGCACAUAUGGACACAGAAACCAAGCAGCAGUAUUGGACAGAGGUUCUUCAGCCACUUCAGCAGCGAUUCUUAAGAGUGAUAAAUCAAGAAAACUUCCAGCAGAUGUGUCAGCAAGAGGAAGUCAAACAGGAAAUCACUGCCACACUGGAGGCCCUGUGUGGCAUUGCUGAGGCUACCCAGAUUGACAAUGUAGCAAUUCUUUUUAAUUUUUUGAUGGACUUCCUUACCAAUUGUAUUGGAUUGAUGGAAGUUUACAAAAAUACCCCAGAAACUGUCAAUCUCAUAAUAGAAGUUUUUGUUGAAGUUGCACAUAAACAGAUAUGCUAUCUUGGAGAGUCCAAAGCAAUGAACCUAUAUGAAGCCUGCCUUACUUUGCUGCAAGUAUAUUCUAAGAAUAAUUUAGGGCGGCAAAGAAUAGAUGUUACAGCAGAGGAAGAGCAAUACCAAGACCUGCUUCUCAUUAUGGAACUUCUUACUAACCUUCUCUCAAAAGAAUUCAUAGAUUUCAGUGAUACAGAUGAAGUGUUCAGAGGACAUGAGCCAGGGCAAGCAGCAAACAGGUCUGUGUCUGCAGCUGAUGUGGUUUUAUAUGGAGUGAACCUAAUUCUGCCCCUGAUGUCACAAGAUCUUUUGAAGUUUCCAACCCUUUGUAAUCAGUACUACAAAUUAAUUACAUUUAUCUGUGAGAUUUUUCCUGAAAAAAUACCACAGCUUCCUGAAGAUCUUUUUAAAAGUCUGAUGUACUCUCUAGAACUAGGAAUGACAUCAAUGAGUUCGGAAGUUUGCCAGCUUUGCCUGGAAGCUUUGACACCAUUAGCUGAACAGUGUGCUAAAGCACAAGAAACAGAUUCACCACUUUUUCUAGCAACACGGCACUUUCUUAAGCUGGUUUUUGAUAUGCUGGUUUUGCAAAAGCACAACACAGAGAUGACCACUGCAGCAGGUGAAGCUUUCUACACGUUGGUGUGUUUGCAUCAGGCUGAAUAUUCUGAAUUGGUUGAAACAUUACUGUCAAGUCAACAAGACCCAGUUAUUUACCAGAGAUUAGCAGAUGCCUUCAACAAGCUCACUGCAAGCAGCACUCCUCCUACUCUGGAUCGGAAGCAGAAGAUGGCCUUCCUAAAGAGUUUAGAAGAAUUUAUGGCAAAUGUUGGUGGUCUCCUUUGUGUAAAAUAAAUAACAAAACUUUAUGCUUAAUUUAGAUCCUUUCUGCAAAGUGCACUGAAUUGCUAAAAGCUGACUUGAGUCUUGUCCUGUUCUUCAGUUCUUUGGCCAUUUUGGAUUUCGGAGCGCCUGAAAGUCUAACAUGUAAUGCAGUGAAACAGGAGAGGUCACCUUUGAAUCAGCUUCUGCUGUUGGGUGUUAGCCACAAUUUGUCAUCUAUGUCUUGUAGAUUCUGAAUGGUGAUUUAAGAUUUUCAAUUCCAUAUAUGUGCGAACAGAUAUGGGCACCAUGAAAUGCAUAUUCAGUGCCUUUCCCCCUUUAUCAAAUCGCUAGGUGGCUAGCCAAAGUUUAGAAUUUUUGUUAAAUUAAAUAUUAGAUGGACGUAUGCUCAGCAUUGUUUCUCAGAAUGUUGUCCACAGAUCACCUGCAUCACUCGAGGGGCUGGUUGAAAAGAUAGAUUCUUGGGCCUGAGUAUAGAUGCUCAGAGUCAGAAUUUCUAUGUGUUGGGCCUUGGAGUCUUCAUUUUAAUAAGCUCUUCCCCUCUGCCACCUCAAAAGUUUUGAAUCAAUGCAAAAGACAUUGGACACUCCUAAGAGGUUUUGUGCUUUCAAACUUUUCCUCCCUUUGUUGAUUGAUCAGGUUUGUAAUUCAGCAGGAGGAAGGAAUGCCAGGUGUUUGUUGGACUCUUGUAGCACGUGCUCUCGCUCUUUCUUUUUUUGUAACAUCAGCCUGGUGUUGCAGGUUUUGUGUAAUACAGGUCUCUAAUCAUACUCUGAUGACUGAACUUGAGGAAAAUACGUGUAUAUUUUUGUUCCAUAAAAAGAACUUUAGGAACUGUAGCCAUUUCAUUGCCUUAAUUUUAACAAGAAAAUACAAAAAAAGAGCAGAUUUGUUUUAGUAAGAAAUCAAGUCUUGAUGCUUCAGAGUUGGUUUAGGGUGUUAGCUGCUAUGAACCUGGUGCCCUUUUGAUUGUGUAUUUAUGUGGGUUUAUGAAUGAAAUGAAAGGCUCAUUCAUAUAUAGUGUAAUUUGAGUAUGUUUCUCUUCAGUCAUGUGGCCCAUGGCUAAUAAUCUACUCUGAAUGGCUUGCUUAAGCAAUAACUAUCUUAAAGGAUGUGAAUUACUGAUUCAUACAGACUAUUAUACAUUGGGGCAUUAGGGGCAAUAAUUAAUGCUAGAGUGGACGUUCUCAUUUCACAGGAGCCAUGUAAAUUUAAUUUAAGAGAUUAAAAAAUUCCUAUUUAGAUCCUCUAGUUUGAUUUUUCUAAUCAGGACUUUUGUACUGCUGCCAUGCUCCCCUUAAUUCUGUGUACCAGUUUAAAUUAUGGAAAUGAAAGCUAAUUUAUAAACUGCAGGCUUAUGAAACUCUGCCCACCACAAUGUCAGAAAUCCCAUGGCACAGUGACAGAGACUCUGGUGCAGGCACACUCUGUGCUUCCAGGGGAUGGGCUUUCUCUUUCUGCUGUGUUCUUGACACCUAUACACUCAACUAUCCUUCAAAUGUAGUGUUCAUAUAGGAAUUGCAUAUGGUAUAUGCAUCUCCAGACAUAACGCUGUGCAAAACCUGGUAUAACUUUGUGCUCCUAACAGUUACAGUUCACCAAACUGGAGCAUCUAGAUUACAUCCCACCUGUGCAUGUGAUGUUACACACAAGUGAAUGCAAAGCCGAGGGCCAUAGCUUUUUGAGGAACAUUACUCUUAAUUCGAUCACUGUUGAGUAACAGCUGAGGUGGAGCAAAAACAUCUUAAAAGACAGCCGGGAAAAAGCUGCUGCUGCUCUUCAUGACAUAUACGUAGUGUAUGUUUAAAGACACUUCGAACAAGUGCAUUUAUUUUUAGAUUUCUUCUUCUUCGCCCUUAACUUGUAGUCUGCUGUGGCAUUGUUCGUGGUGUUUUGUUUCUCGGCUCUCUCACCCUUCCUCAGUAUCUGUGAGCUGUGCAUAUCUGUAUGUUCAGUACGUAGAGUCCCUUUGCCAAAGGACGCUAAAGUACGCAACUGCUGGCCAGGACAAAACUAUAAUCAGAUUGUUAAAAAUGAAGGGGAGUAGGAAAGAAAUGCCUUGGUAAAUGAAAAGGCAUCGGUAUUUAGUAACUUUUCUCUAGACAGAAAUUUCUGCUGAAUUGGCCCAAAUGUCAUUACACUAUGCAAUUUCAUUAGGUCAGUUUCAAUUAAAGCAAGAUUUACUUUGGAUUGGACCAAAUAAUACUUGGGUAUCCCCAGAAUGUUGAUUAGUGGCAAACUGGGGUAUAACCGCCACCACCAUUUUCUUGGUAAUGGGGAUGACACUUUAAUUUCAACAGCUAAGACUUCUUUUCUGGGUGUAUGUGUAUGUUUGCUUGAUUUAAUAUUUGUUUAGUUUGGGUCUUUUGUUUUACUUUGUCCAGUUUUGUCUUUGGCUAUGUUUACUGGCUCUUUGGAUUUUGGAUUUUUGUUUUUUUUUUUUUUUUUUUUUU
Molecule: messenger RNA, 6130 nt
Organism: Nyctereutes procyonoides (raccoon dog)
Lineage: Eukaryota; Metazoa; Chordata; Mammalia; Carnivora; Canidae
Gene: XPO4
Product: exportin 4
Exons: 23
Coding region: 234-3689 (1151 amino acids)
Biological process (GO): protein export from nucleus
Cellular component (GO): nuclear pore; cytoplasm
Molecular function (GO): nuclear export signal receptor activity
Source: RefSeq, a predicted model, not a curated record